Messenger RNA from Ylistrum balloti, 2126 nucleotides. Its product is annotated as osteopetrosis-associated transmembrane protein 1-like. Lineage: Eukaryota; Metazoa; Mollusca; Bivalvia; Pectinida; Pectinidae. The record is from RefSeq and is a predicted model, not a curated record. Gene Ontology annotation, cellular component: cytosol. The coding region runs from base 22 to 1005 and encodes 327 amino acids. The transcript has 6 exons.
UGUUGGAGGUCGGUAGACACCAUGUACAUCAGAAAUGUUUUAAACAUAAUUGCGUUUAUAUCUUGUUUUACUCUUGUGAAAUCGGGACUUGACCACCAAUACUCUGUUAAGCUCCCUUGGGAUCUUUCCAUAGAUUAUCUUCAAAUACAGCACAUGGAACUCAAGUAUGGGUUAACGAAUGCUGCGCUAUUUACUCAAAUCAGGAACGGUACAGCCCCGUAUCCUGUUUAUGACAAUUGCAUUGCAUAUCUUGAAGAAUUCGGUAUACAUGCAUCGAAAUUUAUCAAAUGUAUCAUUGAAAAGGCAAGACCGUUUCGGUUCUGUGAAGAAUGUGUGGUGUACUACAAACACACCAUGGAAUCGUACUCGGAUAUUGUAAAGGAUGGCAAAGACAGAGAUGGCUGCAAAAGUUUGUUAUUAAAUGCAGAUCGUGUUCAAGUCCUGAACGAAAUUUACAACAACAUACGACAGAUCUGGGACGAAGCCAACUGCAAAGGAUGUUUCAGCAGUGUAUCAAUAGAUGGCAAUGGAACAGUUAUAUACCAGUACAGCAAAGACACCACAGAAUUCAUGGGAAAAUACAAAACUGUGUCUCGGUGUCUUCGGCAUUAUCAGUCAAACGGGAAUAGCAAUGAUAGCGUAUGUGAAGUUUGUCGUGGAAACUAUACAGACCUUAACACUUUCUACAAAAAGGUGCGAUCUGCCAAAAAUGACUUGGUGUGUAUGGACCUGGUUGAUAUGAUGAACUACACACGUCUGAUGUGGGGACAACAGCUCCACUGUUCCAGACACUCCCCUGAUGAUGCUAUAGUGGUCAUCAUAGCUUUCCUGCUGCUCACAUUGCCUGUACUUUUCUAUGUUGGAGCCCGAUACUUUGUAACCAGGACCAAAAGAAAAUUGAUGCUGCAAAAAAGGAUGUCCCAUGUUGUUGCUCGAACACUGUUUGUAACUGGAAACAAAGAAGAAGAAGAGGAAGAAGAAACACAGCUUCUGUCUUCCUCCUGACAGAUGGUAGACUGACCAUUAGGACACUAUCUCCUGACAGAUGGUAGACUGACCAUUUGGACACUAUCUACUGACAGAUGGUAGACAGACCAUUAGGACACUAUCUCCUGACAGAUGGUAGACUGACCAUUUGGACACUAUCUACUGACAGAUGGUAGACAGACCAUUAGGACACUGUCUCCUGACAGAUGGUAGACUGACCAUUAGGACACUGUCUCCUGACAGAUGGUAGACUGACCAUUAGGACACUGUCUCCUGACAGAUGGUAGACUGACCGUUAGGACACUGUCUCCUCCUAACAGAUGGAAGACUGACCAUUAGGACACUGUCUCCUGACAGAUGGUAGACUGACCAUUAGGACACUAUCUCCUCCUGACAGAUAGAAGACUGACCAUUAGGACACUGUCUCCUCCUGACAGAUGGUAGACUGACCAUUAGGACACUGUCUCCUCCUGACAGAUAGAAGACUGACCAUUAUGAUAUUAUCAAUGAGAACUGUAACAGUGGGGAAGGGGUGCCAGAAUCUGCUGAAUUUGGAAGAGGGAGUUUUUUUAUAUACUGUACUGUCCGUCUUAUUGUGUUUUUCUACAGCUUACUGGGAAUCUGUUCAAACUGUGAUAGACUGAGGCAAUAGGACAAAGAGCAACAAUAAACCAAAUGACCUUAAAUAGCAUGUAGUCUGGAAGUUUAACAGAAAAUUGUCAAUGUGAAAAGCAGAAUUCUGUUCAACAUCUCCAGUGUUAUUUCAUGUUGAUAUAAUUAGGACAAAUUGUAGGUGUUCAAAGGAACACAUAGUCCUUAUUUAAAAGAAUGUUGAAACAAUGUCUGGUUAAAAUUGAAUACUCAGGUAUAUCUCAGAAAUAUAGAAUAAUGAUCAUGGUAUUUUAAUCAGAUGUUGUUUCCAGUGCUGUCAAACCACCAAGGGGCUUUCUUGUCCAGAUAAAAUUCAUAUUUUAUGUAUUUAUCUUUGUCUUGUAGGAGAUUUUCUCCCUGUACAGUACAAUUAUUGUAUACAUGGUACACUUAUUGCAGUACAGCAAAAAUUGUCAAUGCAUUUGUAUGAUAUUAAACAGUGAUGUGAGUUUGUGUUAUAUACAUGUAAAAAUAAACAGUGAUUAAUG